UGUUCAUGCUUACAGUAUAUAAGUUCUUGAUAUAUACAUCAUUUUUCAGUAAGAAACAAAGAUCUUACAGGCAACUUGUUCACUUCUUUAUGUAAUUGCCAUAUAUAGCCCGAAUCCUAGGCGCCUAGCUAUAUAUACACACACAUAUAUAUAUAUACAGAAGGAGACAGCACAAGAAAGAGAUGAGUUUCAUGGAUCAGGAAGAGAUGAAGGAGAAGAAAGAGAUUCAGAGGGAGGAUCAUGAGUUGGAAGAAACAGAGUUAGAAGUUCAUGAAUCAUUGGAGACAUCGAAGAGAGCAGUGGUAGUCCAACCUUGGACAAAACAAAUUACUGUAAGAGGAUUCAUUUUGAGCAUAGCACUUGGAGCUAUGUACAGUGUGAUAGCUAUGAAGCUGAACCUCACAAGUGGUUUGGUUCCCAAUCUGAAUAUGUCUGCUGCUCUUCUUGCUUUCCUCUUCAUGCAAUCGUGGACAAAGAUGCUUCAGAAAGCCGGAUUUGUUGCCAGACCUUUCACCAGACAAGAGAAUACUAUGAUUCAAACAUGUACAGUUGCUUGUUAUAGUAUUACAGUUGGAGGUGGAUUUGGUGCAUAUCUAUUGGGAUUAAACAGGAAGACAUUUGAGUUAUCAGGAGGAGCAACAACUGUUGGGAAUUCUCCAAGUAGUAUAAAGGAACCUGGGUUGGGCUGGAUGACUGGUUUCGUCUUUUUAGUUUGCUUUGUUGGCCUUUUUGUCCUAAUUCCUUUAAGAAAGAUUAUGAUAGUUGACCUCAAAUUAACGUAUCCAAGUGGCUUGGCAACAGCAGUUCUCAUCAAUGGUUUCCAUAGUCAAGGAGAUAAUAUGGCCAAAAAGCAAGUGCGAGGAUUCAUGAAGUGUUUUUCAGCAAGUUUUUUGUGGGCAUUCUUCCAAUGGUUUUACACUGGAAAAGAAGGAUGUGGGUUCUCUCAGUUCCCCACCUUUGGACUGCAAGCUUGGAAGAAAACGUUUUUCUUUGAUUUUAGCUUGACUUAUGUGGGGGCAGGGAUGAUCUGUUCACAUCUGGUGAACUUGUCUCUGCUUCUUGGUGCUGUCCUCUCAUAUGGACUAAUGUGGCCAUUAUUUGAUCAGCUUAAAGGAGACUGGUUUCCUAGCAAUUUAGAAGAAACAAGCAUGAGGAGCAUAUAUGGUUACAAGGUCUUUCUAUCAGUUGCUCUUAUUCUUGGCGACGGGCUCUACAAUUUCGUCAAGAUAAUGGGUAUCACAGUCAUUGGUCUUCGCAGCAGAAUAAGAAAAAAGAAGCUCAACACAGGACAAGAGGAGCAAAAGUCUGUUGAAGAGCUGAAGCAAAAUGAAAUCUUCCUGACAGAAAACAUUCCGAUGUGGAUCGGAGUCAUCGGAUACGGUGUCUUCUCCCUCAUGUCCAUAAUUCUAGUCCCAAUCCUGUUUCCUCAGCUUAAAUGGUACUAUGUAGUGGUAGCUUAUAUUCUAGCUCCAUCUCUAGCAUUUUGCAAUGCAUUUGGAGCUGGUCUCACUGACAUAAACACGGCCUAUAACUAUGGGAAAGUGGCUUUAUUUGUGCUGGCGGCAAUGACCGGGAAAGAAAAAGGCGUGGCGGCCGCGCUUGCUGGCUGUGGACUCAUCCAAUCUGUAGUUUCUGUGUCUUGCAUUCUGAUGCAAGAUUUCAAAACAGCUCAUUUCACUCGGACUUCACCUAGGGCAAUGCUCUUGAGCCAAGUUAUCGGAACGGGCCUCGGCUGCAUAAUAGCUCCUCUCAGCUUCUUCCUAUUCUACAAGGCAUUUGAUGUGGGGAAUCCAAACGGCGAUUUCAAAGCUCCCUAUGCAUUGAUAUACAGAAACAUGGCGAUCCUAGGAGUUCAAGGGUUUUCAGCUCUGCCACAGCAUUGUUUGCAGCUCUGCUGUGGAUUCUUUGCUUUUGCAGUAGCCGUUAACCUGGUGCGAGACCUUUCGCCGAGGAAGAUCGGGAAAUGGAUGCCGCUGCCGAUGUGUAUGGGAGUGCCCUUCCUGGUUGGGGCGUACUUCGCCAUUGAUAUGUGUGUGGGGACUUUGGUUGUCUUUGUAUGGCACAAACUCAACAGCAAGAGAGCUGACUUCAUGGUUCCGGCAGUCGCUUCGGGAUUAAUAUGCGGUGAAGGGCUAUGGAUACUUCCUGCUGCUGUUCUAGCCUUGUCCAAAGUAAAACCUCCAAUAUGCAUGAAUUUUUUCGCUACCUAGAGAAAACUCAACCAAAUAUUGUCUAUGAGAACUGAAUAAAGAGCAUGAACUAUAUACAUAUGCAUUUGGAAUUACAGAAAUAUGACUGCAUAUUUUAUUGCUCCCAGUUGUCCUCUCUCCCAUUCCCUUUUUCUACUUCACCUGUUGUAGAAGCUAUGAUACCUGGACUCGGGUACAGGUGUCGGGUAUAGUUACAUAUCCAUAUGUCCGAUUCUUCAAAUUGAAAGCUGCCAUAGAAGGAGGAAAGGUAAAGUGAAGAGUUCGGAUAUGAUAGUGUAGAAAUAUCUCAAAGAAUGAGUAAUUCACGACCAGUCUCCAUAAGAUGACUAGAGAAUGAGAAGAAUCUCAAAUCUCAAAAGGAAAGAUUAACAAUCUAGUCUGUAUAGCAAGAUAGAAGAAAAACAUAGAAGUUACUUGCGCAGCCGCCGUUCAUGGAUCAAAUUUAGUGUUCUUGGCAUCAAAUGGUCAUCCUGCCUUGUCUCACCGCGAAUUAUCAACCAUCCCAGAAAGGACACAAGUUCUAGUGGUCAGACCAGCAUAAAAAUAUACACCAGAUGCAAAUGUCAGACUACAUGCAAUGAGAUGCAUAAAUGUAUAGUCGUUCAAGUGAAGCUUGGCCUUGAUUGCAAGUUAGAAUGCUAUAAGAGGCAUUGCUUCUAAUUCAAGUUAAAGACAUUAGAGUCGAUUAGGUAAGUGAUCAGGUUGGGAACAAGUGCAUUUCCUCUGAACAAUAACAUUCAUUUGAGAUUGGAACAAGAACAUGAUGAGUUUCUUUCAAGGGUCAACCAGUCCUUGAAAUCCAUAUUAGGGGGGAAAUAUCAAUUAGUUAAAACAAAUUAACAAUGCAACAAAAAUUGGACUAGACAUUACAGUUUACACCAUCCCAAAUAUUGUACAAUGAAAAUCUUAUUUCAACUGUAAAUCACAAAUCGAAGCACUGACUUUGCAAUAAAUAUGCAUUUAGUGAGUAAAAAUGACUAGCCUGUUACAAUUCCUGCUAAGACCUCACUCUUUCCUCGUGCAUAGAUCGUGUAGACAAGACGGAUUGCAUCGAGCCAUCCAUCAAGUGAUUCCCAUGAAUCAGCAACC
This is a messenger RNA of Tripterygium wilfordii, 3299 nucleotides long. RefSeq names its product metal-nicotianamine transporter YSL1-like. Gene Ontology annotation, biological process: response to iron ion; seed development. The transcript is spliced from 8 exons. The record is from RefSeq and is a predicted model, not a curated record. NCBI's taxonomy places the organism in Eukaryota, Viridiplantae, Streptophyta, Magnoliopsida, Celastrales, Celastraceae. Bases 183 to 2210 code for a protein of 675 amino acids. Gene Ontology annotation, molecular function: oligopeptide transmembrane transporter activity; iron-nicotianamine transmembrane transporter activity. Gene Ontology annotation, cellular component: plasma membrane.